Molecule: messenger RNA, 3778 nt
Organism: Syzygium oleosum
Lineage: Eukaryota; Viridiplantae; Streptophyta; Magnoliopsida; Myrtales; Myrtaceae
Product: ABC transporter G family member 21
Exons: 7
Coding region: 208-2247 (679 amino acids)
Cellular component (GO): membrane
Molecular function (GO): ATP binding; ATP hydrolysis activity; ABC-type transporter activity
Source: RefSeq, a predicted model, not a curated record
UUCUCGUGCCUUCCUUCACUUUUCAAUCUCACAUCACCCACUUCUUGCAUGUGACUCUCUCUCUCUCUCUCUCUCUCUCUCUCUCUCUCUCUCUCUCUCUCUCUCUCAUAGCUUCAAAGCCAUUCAGAACAUUUGUGUUUUUUUUCCUUCUUUGAACUUCUUCGACUCCACCAUUCUCUUUCUCUUCUUCUUCUUCAUUUGCCUGAAAUGAUGCAAAUGCCUCCUCAGCAAGAAACCAACCUCGCGGUCGUCGUCAUCCCGAGCCGCAAUGAAAACAACGUCUCGGUCCACGCUGAGCCCGCCUUCCCCUCAAGCAAUGUGAGCCCAUCCCCGUGUGCCUCGCCCCCCGAUGCCGACGAACCUCCCGCUCCUGUCAAAUUCUCGUUCCUCCGCCGGUCACUAUAUCCCGUCACUCUCAAGUUUGAAGACGUUGGCUACAACAUCAAGCUUCAGACCAACAGGAGCAACUGUUGCGCCAAGAACGAGCCCAAACUGACCCGGAACGUCCUGAAUGGUGUCACUGGCAUGGCCCGGCCAGGGGAGCUGCUCGCGAUGCUUGGGCCCUCUGGGAGUGGCAAGACCACCCUCCUGACAGCUCUUGCUGGCCGGCUGCCUGGGAAGGUCACCGGCGCCAUAACCUUCAACGGCCACCCAUUCUCGAGCUCGGUCAAGCGCAAGAUCGGCUUCGUCUCACAGGAUGACGUUUUGUACCCCCACUUGACCGUCCUCGAGACGCUGACCUUUGCCGCCCUGCUGAGGCUGCCCAAAGAGCUCACCCGCCAAGAGAAGGCCGAGCAGGCUGAGAUGAUCAUAGCGGAGUUGGGCCUGGCGAGGUGCCGGACCAAUGUCGUGGGUGGGCCGCUGGUCCGUGGUGUGUCGGGUGGCGAGCGCAAGCGGGUCAGCAUCGGGCUUGAGCUGCUGGUGAACCCCAGCCUCCUGCUUCUGGAUGAGCCCACCUCGGGCCUCGACUCAACCACAGCCCAGCGGAUUGUGGCCCAGCUGCGGGCGCUGGCCCGGGGCGGGCGUACCGUGGUGACCACCAUCCACCAGCCUUCGAGCAGGUUGUACCGAAUGUUUGACAAGGUGAUCGUGCUGACGGAAGGGUGCCUGAUCUACAGUGGCAGCGCAGGCCGGGUCAUGGAGUACUUUGGGUCGCUUGGGUAUUCGCCUGGGUUCGACUUCGUCAAUCCGGCCGAUUUCCUGCUUGAUCUUGCUAAUGGUAUUAAGCCAGAUUUGAGGCAUGAUGAUCAGCAGGAAUUUCACAGCAAAUUGGAGUAUCCCGACGAGCAGAACUCCAUCAAACAGUCUCUCAUAUCAUCAUACAAAAAGAACUUGUAUCCUGCAUUGAAGGCAGAAAUUCACCAACAUUCUCGAGACCAAGAUACACAUCCGUCAAGGAAAACGUCAUCUCUCAGAAGGAAUGAGGGCUUCUGGACGACAUCCUGGUGGGAGCAAUUCAGGGUGCUGCUCAGUCGAGGUUUACGGGAAAGGAAGCAUGAGUCGUAUUCGGGUUUAAGGAUCUUCCAGGUCAUGUCGGUCUCCGUUCUCUCAGGUCUGCUUUGGUGGAAAUCUGACACUUCACAUAUACAGGAUCAGGUUGGGCUACUCUUCUUUUUCUCCAUCUUUUGGGGAUUCUUUCCUCUAUUCAACGCGAUCUUCGCAUUCCCUCUAGAGCGGCCCAUACUCAUAAAGGAGCGGUCAUCGGGCAUGUACCGUCUCUCGUCCUACUAUUUUGCUCGGAUCGCUGGAGAUCUCCCAAUGGAGCUCGUGCUCCCCACUAUCUUUGUGACGGUCACCUACUGGAUGGGCGGCCUCAAGCCAUCGCUAGGGACCUUCGUGCUGACGCUCUUGAUAAUCCUCUUCAACGUGCUCGUGUCGCAGGGGCUUGGGUUGGCUCUCGGGGCGAUCCUAAUGGACGCGAAGCAAGGCACGACGCUGGCUUCAGUCACGAUGCUCAUAUUCUUACUUGUGGGUGGGUACUACAUACAGCACAUCCCGAGCUUUAUUGCCUGGUUGAAGUACGUUUCUUUCAGUCAUUACUGCUAUAAACUGCUUGUGGGAGUGCAGUACUCCUUGAACGAAGUGUAUGAUUGUGGAGCUGGGAGGCUAUGCAGAGUCAUGGAUUUUCCGGCGAUUAGUUGCUUGGGGCUUGAUCAUUUGUGGUGGGACGUGGCAGCUUUGACCGUGAUGUUGGUGGGCUAUCGACUUUUGGCCUAUAUAGCACUGAGGGUUAGUCAACCACACUAACCGGGCGGUAACAGAGGAUUAUUGUUUUACAGGUGUAUUUGUUAAUUAAGCUACAGGAUUAUUGAUAAAGAUCAUAUUAUAUCUGACGAUCGAAGGUGAUAGACCGAUAUUGACCGUCUUAUGAUUGAAGUUGCCAUAGGUUGAAUAUGAUAAUUGUAAAUUUGAUUAUAAGGGUUUAAAGCAUAUAUCAUUCUCUAAACGUUUGAGUUCUCUGUUUUUGCUAUUUUACAACCAUGAUGAUUGAUUCGCAACUGAUUCAAUCCUAGUCCCGUAUCCACAUUGCGCGGGUGAGGGAGAUAGAUUGAUUUUGCAUAAAAAAAUCAUCUCAAGAUAUCCAUUUUGGAAAAGUUUCAAACUCAAGACUCUGUUGGAUGUUGCCCCCCUUAGGAUCAUUUCCAAAGCCAGAUAUUGACUGUUGUUACUUGAGGUGGGUGCAGAGAGAUCACAUGGGCUCAGGUGACUCGCUUGGCCCCAGUCGACCUUAAUACAGUGUUAUCAUUUUAUUCCUACGUGUAAUCUGUAAUGCAAUGGUUCAUGUAUCACGUGUUCACCAGUUUUGCUGGAAUAAGCAUCCCAAUGAUGCUUAAGCAAAGCAUCUGAUGCAACCCUGAGCCUACGGAUAACAAGUGCUCCUUCACUGAGCAACCAAUGGUUUUGGUAAAAGCCAUGGUCUUUGUCGCAGAUCGUCCAUCUACAUGUCUACUUUGAAUUUGUUAUCUGUGAAACCUUUACUUAAUAGUUAAUAUUUGGAUUGGAUUCUCUUAACAAUGAACAUGGUAUUGGGGAAAGUUUUUCUUUCUUUGCAUUGACAUGUUCUUGAUGUGGGUUUUCUUAUCGAUUUUCUUUCCAUCCUAGUUGCUAGCAAUUCUUAUCUCACCUUAUUUUCUAGUUUGUACGAGAAAGAGGACAACGCUGUUGUAUUUUCCUCCAGGGGCAAUGUUCACAUUGAUUCCGACGAGGUAGUCACCUCCAAGUAGUAUCUCAACAGUUGGUAGCUUUUGCGCUACAUUCCGCUCCAUUCAAGGACAUCAUAUACGGUUUGAGCUUCAAAAAUCAAUCCAUAUCGGUGACACCUACCGUAAGUGUAUAUAAAGGAGGUUAUGUGCCUCCGCUUGGCAACAAGAGAAGCAUUAACAAAAGAAAACUGCGUAGUUCAGUGCCAGUAGUUUCGAAGACGAUGGCAUCAGUGAAGGCUGAGAAAACAGUGGGCACUCAACUUUUCGGGCAGGUAAAGAAGGAGCCGGCCAAGGUAGAUGGACCGUCGAAGAGCUCUUCCAAGAGCUCUUCCAAGUCAUCUGGUUCGAAGAAGGCUUCACCAAAGCCUCAAGAACCUAAGAAGAAGGGGAAAGGAGGAAAAGCAGCAGCGAAGCACUGAUCCUUUUGCAAGAACACUAUGAAGAAUUAAGUUGAUGUUUUUGCUUUUUAUGUUGCGUGAACCACGUGUUGUGACGGCGUGAUCGGUGGUUUUCUGUGUUUCAUAUUGUGAUAUGGCUUGUUGGAAAUAACAAUUGAACUCGACAACUUAUUAGUA